UUACAUUUGAUUGAUAAUCAAACACAACAUUCAAAUGUUCAAACCAAUGGUUGGACACCGGUAAUUACAACAACAACGGCUACUAUUGCCAAUAAUAAUAAUAAUAAAAAUGGUGGCUACAAUCAUGGCCAUUCAGCGACAAUUUUAUCGUAUACAGCUCUUAAUCCAUCAAUGCAACAAAAAUCCAUAUCAAUGGCCAGUGAUUCAGCAUCAUCAAAUAUUGUUGCAAAAGUUGUUCCAUUAAUCACAUCAAAUAAUAAUAAUAAUAUUGAUCAACAAAAUUCAAUCAACAUUUCAUCACAAUAUUUAGCAUCGGAAUCGAUUUCAAGAAAUAGUUAUCAAACACCACAGAAUGCUUAUAUGAUACAUCCAGCUAAAUAUAAACAAGCAUUUUUUCCAUCCGAAUCGAUACGAACAGAAAAUUUGAAUAAAAAUGUUAAAAAUUUACCAUUUUCUUUGCAUAAACGUAAAACCUCAUCAUCAUCAUCAUCAUUAUCAUCAUCAUCAUCAUCAUCAUCAUCAUUGAAAGGAAAUAAUAAAAUAAUCAAUUCAGAUGUUAUGCCAAUACCGAUGAUAAAACCACAUAGACAUGGUGCAACAUUAGGAUUUAAUCUGCCUGAACAAGGAUUAACAUUAUAUUUGGAUAUAAAUGAAUUGGCCACCAAACCAAUGGCACAGAAUAUUGGUUUAAAAGUUGUUGCACAUAAUAAAAAUAAACACCAGAAAGAUCCAAAUGAUGAUGAUGCCAUUCAACAAAAACAUAAUGGUCAAGAUGGUCCGAAAAAAAUUGUUGUGAAGAAAGCAAAAUUUCGUUAUCAAAUGACCAAUGAUUCGGUGAGAAAACCAUUUAAAGUUGUAGCGAAAAAAGCCAAUGAUUUGUACAAUAAUGAAAGGUUAUUAUCACCAAUGCAGGCUAGAUUAUCUCAACAACAACAACAACAGCAACAAAAUACAACCAUGGCCACCACCACCAUGAAUAUCAAUCGUACGGAUAUACCACCAAGUGCAUCACGAAUUCCAAAUACAUAUAGUUCAUAUAAAAAUGAUCAAUAUCAAGUAGACAUGGCAAAUAUUGCCGAACAUAAACAUGAUAUAAUGCGUGCAACAACUCAGAUUCCUCUGGAAACAACAACAUUUUGGAUGGCAAGAAAUCUAAAAGACACAAAUUCAUAUUUAAAUGAACCAAAUGAUCUGGUUACGAAUGGUAACACUUUGGAGGCAAAAGUUCGUAAACAAGAAAUGAUUGAUAAUGAAUUGGUUGCACAAAUGCAGCUAUUGUUGGAGAAAAGUACCAAAUUGAUUGAUUUGUCUGCCAAUACUUGUGCGGAAAAAAUGAUGCAAUGUAAUUCACGUGAUAUUUGUGCAACAGGAACCGUUUCAAUCAUAGCCAAUACAUCGACAACAAUACGUGAAAUUGCUCAACAAUUAGAUGCACAUCUAAUUCUUAAUGAAGUAUCCAAUUUAUUCGAAAAUGAAUUACAAGAUUUUAUGGAUUUUUCCACUAAAGGAUAUACAAUAAUUCUGCCAUCAAAUGAUGCUGUUCGUCAUUUACCACCGAAUCUAUUGAAACGUUGGCGUAAAAAUAUGGAAACAUUCAUGUUGAAUGGCUAUCUAAUUGAAGGCAUUCAUACUAUCGAAUCUUUAUCCAAUAACAUGAUGAUUUCAACUCGUGGUAAAACAAAACUAAUCAUUAAUCGACCAUUCAAUAAAACAUUUACAAUCAAUGGACAACGUGUGAUACAUGCAAAUCAGAAAACAUCAAACAAUGGCCUAGUACAUGUGAUUGAUGGAUUACUUUAUCCAGGUUCAGAUAAAGAUAUAAUUGAUACUUUGAAAGCUUGUGGACGUUUUGAUGGUUUCGUCACUUUAGUCGAAGGAACUGGUUUUGCUGAUCUUCUCCGUAAAGAUGGACCAUUCACUGUAUUUGUGCCUAGUAAUGAUGCAUUACAAAAAGUUCCGGAUACUGAUCUAGAAGUGAUACGACGAAAUAUGACAGCUUUGAAAGAAUUCCUGAUGUAUCAUGUUGCACAAGGAGCUUAUUAUAGUCAAGAUUUAAGAGAUGGACAAUUUAUACCAUCAAUUCUUAGCGAACAAUAUUUACAGGCUGGUGUCCGUGUUGAUGGAUGUUCACGACGAUUAGUCGAAGUGAAUGUAUCACCAUUAUAUCGUGCCGAUAUUGCAGCAUCGAAUGGUGUUAUUCAUGUUAUUGAUUGGAUUCUUAAACCGGAUGAUAGAGAUUGGUGUGAUGGCAUUAUAUUACCAAAACGUCGAUAA
Dermatophagoides farinae (American house dust mite) is the source of this 2274-nucleotide messenger RNA. NCBI's taxonomy places the organism in Eukaryota, Metazoa, Arthropoda, Arachnida, Sarcoptiformes, Pyroglyphidae. The record is from RefSeq and is a predicted model, not a curated record.